Molecule: messenger RNA, 1026 nt
Organism: Closterium sp. NIES-65
Lineage: Eukaryota; Viridiplantae; Streptophyta; Zygnematophyceae; Desmidiales; Closteriaceae
Source: the annotation of a GenBank genome assembly
AUGUUGUCAUCUGAACGGCCCACAGUGACACCGCGGUUCUUCCUGUACCGCAUGAUUGGCAAUGACAUGCCGCCGAUGCAGUGUGACGGGCAGCUGUACCAGAACACGCUGUACACGCUGCAGCACGAGGCGAGGGAGCUGGGCGGCGGCAACGUGCGGCGGCUGUGGGUGAUGAACAACAUUCUCAACGACACGGAGCAGCGGCGUAUCGUGGACGCCAUCCUGAGCCACGGGUACUCGGAAGAGGAUAUCAUUUACAUCCGCCCCAACUACACUCGCCUUGCCUCCAUGCCGCAGCAUACAUGGUCCGAUGCCAUCACAGGUAUGAACGAGGCGCGCAAUAUGAUGGUGGAGCACGGCAGGGCGCAUGGGGCGCGGUGGGUCCUGCCUAUGGAUGGCAACCACUUCCUUACCAACGAGGCCUGGGCCUUCCUGGCUGCUGCAGCCGACAGACACGAGGCCCGUGGCAAGACGGUGUUCAAGAUCCCUCGUGUGAAGAUCGACAGGCCGCAAACUCCGGGUUUCAUCAACAGCAGCACUCUUUUCCCCGACCUCUUCCCGCACGCGCCCUCACUGAACGAAGGCAUGCUGGCAUUUCGCAACGACUCGCCGCACCGUUUUCUGCCAGCAAUGGGCUAUGGCAGGCGAUGCAAGCUGGAGGCGUUCAGCCGCAUAUGCGGUACAGGCAACCCCUACACCCGGCAGCAGGUAGCUCAUGCACUGGGCCUCACAAGCCUCUUAUAUCCCGACUUCACUCCUCACCUGGCGGACACGGGCGAGUGCGGAUGCCAGAAGGAGACGGGAAGGGAGGAUGUAAUUCGGCCCAUGCACAUGUCUGUGCUGCGCGCAUGUGGAGUGGUCGUGCGCCUCUGGUAUUAUCCAUGCGCGGAGGUGGAUAGGAAAAGAAUGAUCCAUGAUGGAUGGUACCGCUUCAAGGAGAAGCAAAAGGGACGUGUUAUUUUGAUAAGCCGCAUUCGUGAGCGGAUAAACCAAGCCAUGGCAGAGCAGUCGCAGAGAUUGUUAUAA